AUAAUGGGCAGAUUUUUUAGUGAUAGCGAGCCUAUAAAUAGGCUUUGGAUCAUGUAAUGGAUGUGUAGCAGAGCCAAGAAAGCCUUUAAAACAAAAUUCCUCUGCCAAUUCCUUUGUCCUAGAAACAAAAAAAAACCCUUUCUAUUUGUUACCAGCUCAAAAUAACGAGCUCCCCAUUCCUCUCACUAAAUCAAGCCCACCAAGUUUCACAAAGGAAAUAAAUAAUUUUUUUAUUUCCAACAAAGUGGUAUCAGAGCCCGAGUUAUUUCCGAGUAUGCUCUGUGGUUGCAGCGUAGUCUGAACUUCCACAUCAGAAAAGAAUUUCUCGUGUUUUUGUUAUCACGAUUGUUCCAUGGCCGAAAAAUCCACUUUCCCCAUUCAAUUCCCCCACCUUACCAAAACCAAUUAUAAAAAUUGGUGCAUUCGUAUGAAAGCCUUGCUGGGAUCCCAAGAUGCUUGGGAUAUUGUUGAGAAAGGUUACGAGAUUCCCAUAGAGGAUUCUCGGUUAUCUCCUGCUGAAAAGGAGGUUUUGAGAAAGAAUCGAAAGAGUGAUCAAAAAGCUCUCACUCUCAUUCAUCAGUGUCUUGAUGAAUCGAUGUUCGAUCAAAUAGCAGAUGCUACCACAGCAAAGGAAGCAUGGGAGAUUUUGCAAAAGGAAAUGCAAGGCGUGGAACCAGUAAAGAAGGUUCGACUUCAGACAUUAAGGGGAGAUUUUGAAGCCAUUAAAAUGAAGGAGGGUGAAUCUGUUUCAGAUUACACCGCCCGUGUGAAGUCAGUCGUCAACAAACUGAAGCAGUACGGGGAGAAAAUUGAAGAGACCAAAGUGGUGGAGAAAAUUCUACGGUCAUUAUUACCAAAGUUCGAUUAUGUGGUGGUGGCCAUGGAGGAAGCUAAGGACGUGUCAAAAAUGACAGUGGAUGAAGUCAUCGGCUCAUUGCAAGCACGUGAAGAAAGGCUAAAUAAAAGAAAUGAAGAAUCGUCAGAACAAGUGUUAGCUACAAAAGCUACCACUGAGGAGAAAGAAGGCGCACGAGGAGGAGUUCAAUACAGAGGUCGAGGCAGAGGCAACUACAGAGGCAGAGGAAGAGGAAGAGCCCUAGGAGCAUAUCAAAGCAGAGACGGAGGAAAUUUCACCACGAACAAUUAUGAAACGUCCACCAGAGGCAGAGGUCGUGGUCGUGGCCGUGGAAGAGGAAGUUGGAGAUCAAAUGAAGGUCGUGAUAAAUCCAACGUUCAGUGCCAUAAUUGCUCGAAGUAUGGGCAUUAUGCAUCAGAAUGUUGGAGUCCGCCUAAAGAAGUGGAGGAGACAGCAAACAACGUGCAAGAAGAAGUCAAAGGCACAUUGAUGCUGUCACAUCAAGGAGAUGAAAAACCGAGAGAUAACAUGUGGUAUCUGGAUAAUGCAGCAAGCAACCACAUGUGUGGAAAAAGAAACAUGUUCAUGGAUAUGGAUGAAUCAGUGAAAGGAAAUGUCGUAUUUGGAGAUUCCUCGAAGGUUCCUAUCAAAGGCAGAGGAACUAUACUCAUCCGGCUCAAGAAUGGCUCACAACAAUCUAUCAGUGAUGUGUACUAUGUCCCGGACAUGACUAGUAACAUCCUGAGUUUGGGUCAGCUGAUGGAGAAGAAUUAUGAAGUCCAUAUGGUGAAUCGUCAAUUGGAGCUGUUAAAUGAGAAGAGGCAGUUGUUGGCCAGAGUCCCAAUGUCGAAAAACAGAAUGUUCACACUGAACAUUCAGACAGAAAUUGCGAAGUGUUUGAAAGCAUGUGUGAAAGACACUACAUGGCUAUGGCAUCUGAGGUAUGGCCAUCUAAAUUUUGGAGGCCUGAAGUUGCUCGGUCAGAAGAAUAUGGUGCAUGGUCUGCCAGUGAUCAAUCAUCCAGACCAAUUGUGUGAAGGAUGCUUAGUUGGGAAGCAAUUCAGGGCAAGUUUCCCGAAGGAGUCCCUGUUACGAGCUAAAGCACCACUUGAGCUUGUCCAUGCAGAUCUCUGUGGACCGAUCACCCCAACAUCGUUCGGAAAGAACAAAUACUUCCUACUGUUCAUUGAUGAUUACAGUAGAAAGACAUGGGUUUACUUCUUGAAGCAGAAGUCAAACACAUUUGAAGCUUUCAAGAAAUUCAAGAUGCUCUUAGAGAAUGAAAGUGGCCGCUACAUCAAAGCAAUGAGAUCAGAUAGAGGUGGAGAAUUUAUGCUGAAGAAGUUCAGAAGGUUCUGUGAAUAUCAAGGAAUUCGCAGGUUUCUCACAGUCCCAAGAUCCCCACAGCAGAAUGGAGUCGUUGAGAGGAAGAAUAGAACUGUCCUCAACAUGGCGAGAAGCAUGAUGAAGAGUAAGAACCUGCCAAAGGAGCUAUGGGCUGAAGCUGUUGAUUGUGCAGUCUACCUACUGAACAGGUCACCAACAAAGAGUGUUUGGAAUCAAACACCCCAAGAAGCAUGGAGCGGAAGGAAACCCACAAUCUCUCACCUCCGAGUCUUCGGAAGUGUCGGAUAUGUGCACGUACCGGAUCAAGAAAGGAAGAAGUUGGAUGACAAAAGCAAGAAGUACAUAUUCCUGGGAUACUCAGAACACUCAAAAGGUUAUAAGAUGUUUGAUCCCGUGGAAGAGAAGUUGAUCAUCAGCAGAGAUGUGGUAGUUGAUGAAGAAGCAACAUGGGAUUGGACUGCUGAAGCAAAGAAGAAUUACACUUUUUACCCAUUCACUAUGGAUGAAAGUGAUGAUGAACCAGAUACAGCUACACCUGUGACAAGUCCACCCAGUCACAGAGAGCCUGCCAGCCCAGAAGGAGAAUCUAGUGAAAGUCCCCGAGAAAGGCCACAGAAGUAUAGGAGACUUGAAGAAAUUUAUGAGGAAACGACAACCAUUGAAGGUGAUGAAUUGACACUCUACUUUCAUUUCAUUGAUAGUGAACCAGUUGAUGUCGAAGAAGCCAUGAAGGAUGAAAAAUGGAAGAGAGCUAUGGAUGAAGAAAUUGGAGCAAUUGAGAAGAACAAGACUUGGGAGCUUGUGUCACUUCCUAAGAACCAGAAGCCAAUCGGUGUGAAGUGGGUAUUCAAGGCCAAGAAAAAUGCUAAAGGAGAAGUCGUCAGACACAAAGCAAGAUUGGUGGUGAAAGGAUAUAGUCAGAGACCAGGCAUUGACUAUAAUGAAGUUUUUGCUCCUGUAGCGAGAAUGGAGAGUAUCAGGAUGGUGAUAUCUCUCGCUGCUCAAAAUGGAUGGAAGAUACAUCAAAUGGAUGUGAAGUCAGCUUUUCUCAAUGGAUAUCUCGAGGAAGAUAUCUAUGUGGAGCAACCCCCUGGAUAUAUCGUUGAAGGUCAAGAAGAUAAGGUGUUGAAGCUGAAGAAAGCAUUGUAUGGUCUGAAACAAGCACCUAGAGCUUGGAAUAGCAGGAUUGACAAGUAUUUUCAGCAGAAUGGAUUCAGCAAAUGCCUACAUGAGCAUGCACUAUACUGCAAGGUGCAAGGGGGAGCAAUAUUGAUGGUUUGCCUAUAUGUAGAUGAUCUCGUCUUUACAGGCAACGAUCCUCAAAUGUUUGAAGAGUUCAAGAAGACGAUGGUUCGUGAGUUCGAGAUGCCAGACAUCGGACUAAUGUCAUACUAUCUUGGAAUUGAAGUAAGUCAAAAAGAGGAAGGAAUUUUCAUCUCACUGGGUGGUUUCGCCAAGGAGGUCCUGAAGAAGUUUAAGAUGGAGAGCUGUAAUCCUGUGAGUACACCAGCUGAGUGUGGACUAAAACUAUCAAAGGAUAACAAAGGAGAGAAGGUAAACUCAACGGAGUUUAGAAGCCUGGUGGGAAGUCUGAGAUACCUGACUUGUACUAGGACAGAUAUUCUCUACGCAGUUGGAUUAGUCAGCAGAUACAUGGAGGCACCUACUAUGUCACACUGGAAUGCUGCCAAGAGGAUAUUAUGCUACAUCAAAGGUACAAUUGAUCAUGGUCUUCUUUAUACUAAGUCAGAAAAUUUCAAAUUGGUUGGAUACUGCGACAGUGAUUGGGCAGGAGACGUCGAUGAUCGCAAGAGCACUACAAGAUUUGUAUUUUUUCUGGGAGAUACAGCUUUCACAUGGAGUUCAAAGAAGCAAGCUAUAGUGACACUGUCUACUUGUGAAGCUGAGUAUGUUGCUGCGACAUCGUGUGCGUGUCAUGCAAUAUGGCUGAGAAAGUUACUGAAAGAGUUGAAUAUGACACAAGAAGAAUCAACUGAGAUAUUUGUGGAUAACAAGUCUGCCCUGGCACUAGCAAAGAACCCAGUGUUUCAUGAUCGCAGUAAACACAUUGAUACAAGAUAUCACUUUCUGAGAGAAUGCGUGGAGCAGAAAGAAGUGACGUUGAAGUAUGUAAAGACUGAAGACCAGAUUGCAGAUAUUUUCACGAAGCCGCUCAAGCAAGACGUGUUCGUCAAACUGAGGACGCUACUCGGAGUUACGACGAAUUAAACUUUAAGGGGGAGUGUUGAAAUUAAAAAAUAAAGUUUAAUUAAUGAUAUCUAAGAAAAAUAUCUAGACAACAAAAAAAUCAGAAAUUGCUAGAACGUGGUAUGUGUGGAAUUGUGUGGAAGCUUGGUUAGUUGUUAGUUGUGAUUUAAAAAAAAAAAAAAUCAGCACCACAAGACAUAGGCAGUUCUCAACUGCCUUCAUAAAUAUGGGCAGAUUUUUUAGUGAUAGCGAGCCUAUAAAUAGGCUUUGGAUCA
Molecule: messenger RNA, 4686 nt
Organism: Linum trigynum
Lineage: Eukaryota; Viridiplantae; Streptophyta; Magnoliopsida; Malpighiales; Linaceae
Source: the annotation of a GenBank genome assembly